AUGGUUCCCAUAGUUCUACCAGAGCCCAGAACGGGCGCGAAGCGCGGUGCAGGGAGCCGGCCGAAGAGUGCGACGCCGGCCGCGAAGAAGCAGCGACUGUCAAGCACGGCGACACCCUCCUCCACGACGCCACUCACCCGAUCGCCCGCGGUGGACUCUCCCGCGCCAGAAAGGAGACAGCCUCGACUGCCAGCGAAAGUGCUCGACACCCGUCCCCUGCCGAGCUUGUCAGAAGCACAGCCCUUUGCCCUGCCCAACGAGGAAUACCAGAGCAUGGCCGCGAGCGCAGUCCUGUCCGCGUCACUCGACCGAUCACGAGCAAAGUGGACAGGUGAGGGCAUCUUCAAGAAGCAUUGGGUGAAGCCCGAGAGUGGGAGGAACGCGAAGCCGCCUCCACCCGGCAACCCGGAGAUGAAGUCAAUGAAGCACAAGGGAGAGUGUAGAAUACGCCUGGAGCCUCACAUCUUCACUGCGGACGUCUAUGUGGCAGAUCAAGUGAGACAGCCCGCACCGCCGAAGCAACAACUACAUCCUCAGACCCAUCGGCCGGUCCAGCAACAGCCUCAGAACAGAGCUCUGCCCCCACUACAACCAGGAAGGCCGCAGCCCAUGCAGAACGGGUCCGCGAGCCCGUUCAGCCAGGCAACUCCUGCUGCAGGGCCACGCGCACCUCAAGCCACAUCUGGCCCUUCUCCCGCACCUCCGCAGCAGAGCAACAAGCAGCCGCAGGCAGAUCCAGUCAUUAGCAUGCUUGCCAGCCGCGCCUCUUCUGACGCCGAACUGAAAGCACUGAUGAAGCAGGUAGCUACCGGCAAUGCCACUCCAGAUCAAUUGCGCAUCUUCCAACGGCACAUUGAUGAGCUCACCGCCAUCAUUUCUCAGCAGAACGAGGAAGAGGAGCAUCGCAAGGCGAAGGCAGCACAAAGCAGCGACAGCAUCCAAUAUGACGGAGCAGCGGACUCGAGGCCGGCGGUGCCAGCACAGGGCCGACCGAUACAACCACAACAGCCCAUCCAUCUGCAGCCAGUGGCCUCGCCGCCAUAUCCUCAGCCGCAGCCACCUCUCACCUUUCAGCAACAGCCACCCGCUUGGACUCCGCCUGCGCCAAACAGCAAUGCCGUCCUCUUGAGCUUUGCUCCUUGCGGAGGCUCCGAUGAUCGCUUCCUCUUUCCGCAAUACGGCAUCCUGGAGUCUCUCUCGCCGCAACACUUGCUGAUCAGUUUCAUGGUCACAAAGAAGGGUAGAGAGGCAGCCGACACCACUGGGCUGGAUCUGGACAAAGAAUUCUGGCAGCCAGUCACCAUGAUGAUAGAGGUCAUGUACGGCAAAGAAGAGAUCCUGAACUGCGUUAGGAGGUGGGUGAAGCCUGAAGAUGAGGUUCGGAAGCACAUGGAGGAUGUCAUGAAGAGAUGCGAGAGAGCGCCCUUGAGCUAUCUAGCCGUGAGACUGCCAUUCAAAGGCGCUGUCAGCCUACCAGAGAGUGAAGAGGCGAGCAAGGAGACCACUCCGGCUGCCGAGGAGAAGAUCAAGACAAAAAUGGCUGGACCCGCCAAGAAGAGGGCUUCACUGUUGUCGAAAUCUGUCUCGGAACCGACAAAGAGUGCUGGCGAAGCAGAGAGCCAGACAACAGUAGCAGGUGCUUCGCAGACACUAGAUGGUGCCAGCGAUCCGAAAGCCACGAGCGAUACCGCUCAGGCAGAAACUCCUGAAGGCGGACGUCCUCGGAGAACUGUAAGAAAGAGCGUGCGGAUCAGCGAAGGCUGA
Messenger RNA from Fulvia fulva, 1764 nucleotides. RefSeq lists its product as uncharacterized. Gene Ontology annotation, cellular component: Swr1 complex. The transcript has a single exon. Gene Ontology annotation, biological process: chromatin remodeling. The record is from RefSeq and is a predicted model, not a curated record. NCBI's taxonomy places the organism in Eukaryota, Fungi, Ascomycota, Dothideomycetes, Mycosphaerellales, Mycosphaerellaceae. The coding region runs from base 1 to 1764 and encodes 587 amino acids. Gene Ontology annotation, molecular function: ATP-dependent H2AZ histone chaperone activity.